Messenger RNA from Argentina anserina (silverweed cinquefoil), 634 nucleotides. RefSeq names its product peptidyl-prolyl cis-trans isomerase FKBP15-1-like. Gene Ontology annotation, molecular function: peptidyl-prolyl cis-trans isomerase activity. The record is from RefSeq and is a predicted model, not a curated record. Bases 7 to 453 code for a protein of 148 amino acids. The transcript has 6 exons. Gene Ontology annotation, biological process: protein peptidyl-prolyl isomerization. NCBI's taxonomy places the organism in Eukaryota, Viridiplantae, Streptophyta, Magnoliopsida, Rosales, Rosaceae. Gene Ontology annotation, cellular component: endoplasmic reticulum.
UCCAAAAUGAGGAUGAGGGCCGCUACUAUUCUCUUGAUUCUGCCUCUUUUUCUUUCGACCCUUGCUCUUGCCGCGAAGGUCGCUGAUGUCAAAACCUUGCAGAUUGGUGUCAAGUAUAAGCCAGAAACUUGUGAAGUUAAGGCUCGCAAAGGUGAUAAAGUCAGGGUACACUACCGGGGAAAACUCACAGAUGGAACUGUCUUUGAUUCUAGUUUUGAAAGGGGUGAUCCAAUCUCUUUUGAGCUUGGAGUCGGUCAAGUCAUAAAAGGAUGGGACCAAGGAAUUUCGGGGAUGUGUGUAGGGGAGAAGCGCAAGUUGAAAAUACCUUCCCAUAUGGGCUAUGGGGAUCAGGGUUCUCCACCAACUAUUCCAGGUGGUGCCACGCUGAUAUUCGACACUGAGCUUGUCGAAAUUUUGGGGAGAGACUCAAAGAAUGAUGAUGAUGAGCUGUAGUUGGAUGAUACCGGCUUGAGCUUCCUUUUUUGGUUCAAGAUAUUUAGUUUCCCUAAAGAGAUUACCUGUGGUAACCAGUUGCUUUGGCAAGCCAAAAUGUUAUUUUGCUUUAUAGUCAUGAUCAGACUACAUACACUGCAUUUUCAAUUUAAAGAUAAGAGUUUAUGUUAUCCUUGUGUGA